AUGUCUUCAUCAAAUAAUAGAAAAAAGUUAUUAUUAAUGGGUCGCUCAGGAUCAGGGAAAUCGUCAAUGAGAUCGAUUAUCUUUAGUAAUUAUUCAGCUUUUGAUACAAGGAGGCUGGGUGCUACAAUUGAUGUCGAACAUUCUCAUUUGAGAUUUCUGGGCAAUAUGACGUUGAAUUUGUGGGACUGUGGUGGUCAGGACGUUUUCAUGGAAAAUUAUUUUACAAAACAGAAAGAUCAUAUUUUCCAAAUGGUUCAGGUUUUGAUCCAUGUAUUUGAUGUGGAAUCACAAGAAGUCAUUAAAGAUAUAGAUAUAUUUACUAGAGCAUUGAAACAAUUGAAAAAAUAUUCUCCUGAUGCUAAAAUAUUCGUAUUGUUGCAUAAAAUGGAUUUGGUCCAACUGGAUAAAAGAAAUGAAUUAUUUGAAAUUAUGAUGAAAAAAUUACAACAAGCUUCUGCAGAAUACGGAUUCCCACAUUUAAUAGGUUUUCCAACUUCUAUUUGGGAUGAAAGCUUAUACAGAGCUUGGUCUCAGAUCGUUUGUUCUUUGAUACCAAAUAUGUCAAUACAUCAAUCAAACUUGAAAAAAUUAAAAUCUUCAAUGGAUGCAAUUGAAAUUAUUUUGUUUGAACGAUCGACUUUCCUAGUGAUAUGUUCAAGUAACGAUCAAAACAUAAAUGGAAAGAUUAAUAACUAUACUACUACUACGAAUAAUAAUGCCAACAAUUCAAGUCUAUCUGAGUUAUCAAACGAAGUUUCGUUAUUGGAUCCAAAAAGAUUUGAAAAAAUAUCAAAUAUAAUGAAAAAUUUUAAACAGAGUUGUACUAAAAUGAAAUGUGGAUUUAAAACUGUGGUCUUAAAUGAUAAUAUAUACGUUAGUGAGUUAUCUUCAAAUAUGGUUUGUUUCAUAGUUUUGAAAAAUUCCGAUGCUCCACAACAACUAGUAUUAGAAAAUAUAAGGAAGGCAAAAAAUUACUUUUAA
Molecule: messenger RNA, 981 nt
Organism: Vanderwaltozyma polyspora DSM 70294
Lineage: Eukaryota; Fungi; Ascomycota; Saccharomycetes; Saccharomycetales; Saccharomycetaceae
Gene: GTR1
Product: Rag GTPase GTR1
Exons: 1
Coding region: 1-981 (326 amino acids)
Biological process (GO): regulation of autophagy; cellular response to starvation; positive regulation of TOR signaling
Cellular component (GO): nucleus; fungal-type vacuole membrane; Gtr1-Gtr2 GTPase complex
Molecular function (GO): GTPase activity; GTP binding
Source: RefSeq, a predicted model, not a curated record